Messenger RNA from Cryptococcus amylolentus CBS 6039, 460 nucleotides. RefSeq lists its product as hypothetical. Gene Ontology annotation, biological process: GPI anchor biosynthetic process. Bases 148 to 435 code for a protein of 95 amino acids. The record is from RefSeq and is a predicted model, not a curated record. Lineage: Eukaryota; Fungi; Basidiomycota; Tremellomycetes; Tremellales; Cryptococcaceae. Gene Ontology annotation, cellular component: dolichol-phosphate-mannose synthase complex; endoplasmic reticulum membrane. The transcript is spliced from 2 exons.
CACCAUAGCAACAACACACUAACAACGCAUUCGCCCUCUGAGCGAGUCACAUUUGCUUCAAACAUAUUCCAAGCUCUGCCCUCAGAAAUCAUCAGACCCCAUCUUCUUAUCAUCACCAACCGACUACAGAAUCGAAUUGCGUGAAUCAUGACAAAGGGUACCCGCUUCCUUACCCUCGCCAUCCCCGUACUCUUCAUCUACAUCUUGGCCCUCUACCAGAUCAUCCCUGUUCCUCUCCUUUCUUCCCAGUCAGCAGAGGCGGUUCUUCCCGUUCUUCCAUGGUGGCUCCUCGUCUCUUUCGGGUCGUACUCGCUCUCGUCUCUCGGCCUGGGGCUUGUGAAAUUUCACGAUACACCAGAGGCAUACGAGUCAUUACUCGGGGAGAUCUCUCAGGCAAAGAAUGAGCUGAGGAAUGCGGGGGUUGCUGUUGAUUAGAGUGUGAGAUGAAAGGGAGCUGGAU